AUAAGUCACACUCAGAGCUCCAGGUACAAAGUCAGGGGACAGAUUAUAAUAGUUGAGUAAUUGCCACUCAGUUCUCAGACUGCUAGCCGAAGAAGAAUUACUAAGUUGGCCUGAUGACAUAUUAACUAUUUCCUUAUCCCAGGCUAAGUGGGAGCAGGUAACUUAGGCUCAUCCAUGAAAGACUGAGUGUUUUAUCUUUAAGAAACACAACUUGGGUGUUGGGUCCAUGCCUUGAUGUUCUGCUAAGACAUUUAAAACUCAGAUGUGACAAUUGAGCAUGAUGGCUUCCACGCCUGGAGGCCCAAGGCAAGAGGAUCCCUUGAGCACAGGAGUUUGAGACCAGCCUGAGCAAGAACAAAACGCCAUCUCUACUAAAAUAUAGAAAAACUAGCCAGGCAUUGUAGUGGGCACCUGUAGUCCAGCCACUCAGGAGGCUGAUGGAGGAGGAUUGCUUCAGCUUGGGAAUUUGAGGUUGCUGUGAGCUGUGACAGCUCUCUACCAGGAUGACAAAGUGAGACUCUUAUCCCUAAAUAAAUAAAACUCAAAUGUGGCCUCAACCCCUUUAAGAUCAUAUUUGAAAGAGAGCUUUCUGUGGUGGCUCACAUACUCUGGGAGACCAAGGUGGGUGGAUUGCCUGAGCUCACAGGUUCGAGUACAACCUGAGCCAGAGCAAAACCUCAUCUCUAAAAAAUAGCUAGAGGUUGUGGCAGGUGCCUGUAUUCCCAGCUACUUGGAAAGCUGAGGCAAGAGAAUCACUUUAGCCCAAGAGUUUGAAGUUGUUGUGAACUGUGAUGGGCCAUGGCACAGCUAAGUAUUCCUCCUAGGGGAGGUUUUUGUACCUUCUAAUAAUCCAGGGCCUAUUUAUGAAUAUUUCUCUUAAACGCUGUCAUGGUUGAUCAUCUAUAUUGGCAUUAUCUUGUUUUACUGCUAGUUCUGAGUUAUUGAACAGAAGCGAUGUUCACAGGCUACUGAAAGUACUUUGGGACCCUCAGUCCCAGAGUGGCUCUGCAAGAUGUUGAGGACAGGAGGCAUUGAUGGAAAGGUGCCCCCAAGGGGCAGCAUGUGGGACAGGAGCCAGGGCGGGGGCCUGCUCAGCCUGUCGCAGCCUGGUGGUUGCUGGUGCCCUGGUUUCUGGGUUUGCCAGAGGCCCUGUGGACACAUCAACAUUUCUUCAUGGUGUUGGCAGAGUAGUCAGGCCACACAUAUGGUGUUCUGGGAAGAUGACACUUGCAAGUGUAUUUUUAACCUGGAAUUUAGUGUUACUAACUUGGGAUGACCUGUCAUAGGUUUUCUCAAGUUUUUCUAUGGUAGGAUCAGAAUCUUCAAAGGGAAGACAGGCAUUUUAGAACAGCCUCCUUUUGCCAUACAGAGCAUGAGACAGAGGGUGUCUCUUUCCUGGAGCUGAGUCAACCCCUUGCACCCCAGGUGGCAGUGAGCAUGCACACCACAGGCUUUCUGCCUCUGUGGGCUCAGGCGUGUUGAUGAGUGUUCAGGAGCUAGCGUGGACCAACUUUGGGCCUGGGGAGGAGCCUGGAAGGUGGGCUCUUGAAGGUGUGACUCAGGGUGUCCGUGUUCAGUUCACAGCAAAACAGCUGGAGAAACUAGCGAAGAAGGCAGAGAAGGACUCCAAGGCUGAGCAGGCCAAAGUGAAGAAGGCCCUUCAGCAAAAGAAUGUGGAGUGUGCCCGUGUGUAUGCCGAGAAUGCUAUCCGCAAGAAGAAUGAGGGUGUAAACUGGCUGCGUAUGGCGUCCCGCGUGGACGCAGUGGCCUCCAAGGUACAGACGGCUGUGACCAUGAAAGGGGUGACCAAGAACAUGGCACAAGUGACCAAAGCCCUAGACAAGGCCCUGAGCACCAUGGACCUGCAGAAGGUGUCUGCAGUGAUGGACAGAUUCGAGCAGCAGGUGCAGAACCUGGACGUGCACACCUCGGUGAUGGAAGACUCCAUGAGCUCGGCCACCACACUCACCACGCCUCAGGAGCAGGUGGACAGCCUUAUUGUGCAGAUUGCCGAGGAGAAUGGCCUAGAGGUGCUGGACCAGCUCAGCCAGCUGCCCGAGGGCGCCUCUGCUGUGGGCGAGAGCUCUGUGCGCAGCCAAGAGGACCAGCUAUCUCGGAGGUUGGCUGCCUUGAGGAAUUAGCUGCCCCAUUGUAAACUGCCUCCUCUGCCCCAUGCAUCUUGCCACUGCCUCAGCUGCUCUCACCUGCGGAAGCCCGGGUGGCUCCAGAAUUAUUCCUGUUUUCAUAGAGCAGCAGUGGGCCUGUAUCCGGGUGUUGCAUUUAUAUGGACUUAGGGGUAACUUCUGUGACUCUGAGCUCCCCUCUGCCCUCCAUGGAGUUGACAGACACUGGCCAACAGGUGCAGACCUCAGCCCGGAGAUGUGGGGGCUUCAGACUCUGCAGGCACUGCUGCUCUCCACCUGUGGGGCAGCGGGGUGGCGCCACCACUGUUGCCAUCCAGCUCCUGGAGGCCCCUAUGUGCAGGAGGCCCCCACUAAAUGGACAGACACAGCUGAGGAGGGCCAGCGGCCUACAUGCUGGAGAACGUCAGGCACUGGCAACAUUGUCCUGGAGCAUUGACAGACCACAGCCCUCCUCCAUUGUUCAGAGUAGGGUCUUUGCUGCCCCUGCCAGCUAGCUGGACCCACUCAGGCUUCCUGCAGACUUUGGCACAGAACCGCUGCCCAGCUCCAGCCCGGGGUGCCCACUUGGGAUUCAUUCUCAUCCUUGCCUGCUGCUACCUCGGGGGUUCCUUGGGCCUGUAGGCUGUGAUCUGUGUCCUCAGCUAUUCCUGGUGGCACAGAGUCAUUCUUUCAGGGGCCCUUCCUUGGGACCUCGGUGGCAGGUACUACCCAUUUGGCUCACUCCUAUCACUGUAAACGGGGCCUCCCCCCACUGUGCCCCCCUCCUGCCUUCCCAGUCUGGAAGCCAGAGUAGCUGGUGAAUAGCUCCUGGGAGAGCUGCUGUGGCGGGGCGGCAAUGAAUCACCUGCCCCUGUGGCCCUGGUGGGCUUGUCCAAACAGGACAGCUGACAGUUCUCUGGGCACAGGCUGCUGUUUUUGCUUUUUCUGUUCCCUAAAGUUUACUUCAUUUUCCUGAAGCAGUCGGAAUAGGCAGCCUGGGGGGCGUUGUGGGUCCUGCCCCCUCAGCACAAGCUGGAGAUGGCCUGGGGCUCUUUGUGGCUUUUGUGUACAGAAUAUGGAAACUUCUGCCUGGA
This is a messenger RNA of Nycticebus coucang (slow loris), 3217 nucleotides long. RefSeq names its product charged multivesicular body protein 1A (gene CHMP1A). NCBI's taxonomy places the organism in Eukaryota, Metazoa, Chordata, Mammalia, Primates, Lorisidae. The record is from RefSeq and is a predicted model, not a curated record. Gene Ontology annotation, cellular component: ESCRT III complex; multivesicular body. The transcript has 5 exons. The coding region runs from base 1482 to 2141 and encodes 219 amino acids. Gene Ontology annotation, biological process: late endosome to vacuole transport; protein transport; endosome transport via multivesicular body sorting pathway.